AUGGUUCCGGAGGCAGCGAACGAGCCGCUUAUUCGAGAACGACCCCAGUGGAACGUGGCUACAAAGCUUGCAGAGUUGAAGGAGAAGGGGUAUCUCAGGCAGGACAAAGACGACGACUAUGCCAACUUGCCCGAGGUUCAAACCAAACUGACAGAUGCCCCAAAUGUGGAGGAUCCUCGGGAGCAUGAUCGCGAGGAUGCUGCUGCAGAGCCUCCAGCAGCCGAGAGUGCAAGCAAGAAACGACCACAGGUGGUGGAGGCCGAAGGCGAGGCUGAGAAGAAACAGCUGAAGAAAGGAAAGGGCAGGGGAAAGGGAAAGGGAAAGGGAAAGGGAAAGGGGGCAGGCCAAGAAGACCGAGCUGAUGUCAAUGACAAGGGUGCCAAGGGAACAGGCAAAGGAGACCAAGCUGAUGUCAAUGACCAGGAGGAAGAGCCUGCCAAGGGAACAGGCGAAGGAGACCAAGCUGAUGUCAAUGACAAUGGGGAGAAGCCUGGCUUGGGAAGGAGGUGCCGUGGGAAGAAGAGGGCUAGCGCUGCCAGCGAGGAGCCUGCUGCUGGUUCCGAUAUGUCAGCAGCAGGAAAAAAGAAAGAAACUCCAACAGCGGCAAAGUCGAAAGCAAAUCCACGAGCAAAGGCCAAAGCAACGGAGACAGCAGCUCCAGCAGCAGAUGAAGAUGAAGAGGAUGACGAUGCCCGACCGACCAAGCGUAGGUACACAAAGGCUGAUUAUGGGCGUAUCAACAUUCCUCUUUUCAAGGACUACUAUGUGACUGGACAGCAAUAUAUAUGCGGUGGCACAUGCACACACGCACACAAGGAUUAA
Symbiodinium sp. CCMP2592 is the source of this 822-nucleotide messenger RNA. NCBI's taxonomy places the organism in Eukaryota, Dinophyceae, Suessiales, Symbiodiniaceae. The record is from the annotation of a GenBank genome assembly.